AUGUGAUGCAACUGCGGAAGUAACUUUCAUAACUGACCUAUGAACUUUUGUUUCCCAUGGUGCAUCAGUCAGCAUGGCGUCCAUCGAGUAAAAAAGAAAGAAAGAAAGUGAAAACAUCGUGGUUUCCUCUUGUUUCUGAGCACGUGAGCAUCUGACACCCCAGCCAUGUACGGUGUGUAUAAGCAGACCCACACCCCCACCACGGUGGAACAUUCCGUUUGGUGUAACUUCAUCUCGGCACAGGAGAAGAGUCUGGUGGUGGCUGGGACCACACAGCUCCAUGUCUACAGGCUGAAGGGGGACAUGGAGGUACUUACACACUCGUCUUCUCACCAGAAGAGCCGUAAACAGAAGAUGGAGCUGGUCGCAUCGUUCUCGAUGUACGGGAACAUCAUGUCGGUGGAGUCUGUCCAGCUGGCAGGGUCCGACAGGGACGCACUACUGCUCAGCUUCAUGGACGCCAAGCUGUCCAUAGUUGAAUAUGACCCUGGUACCCACGAUCUGAAGACUGCCUCCAUGCACUACUUUGAGGAGGAAGAAGUUAAGGAUGGGUAUGUGAGUAAUUACCACGCUCCCAUGGUGCGUGUGGACCCAGAAGGCCGCUGUGCAGUCAUGCUGAUCUAUGGUAAGCGGCUGGUGGUGCUGCCCUUCAGGAAGGAGGGGGCAGUGGAUGAGGCGGAGAUGUCAGCGGGCAGUAAGUCGUCCAUCCUGCCCACCUACAUGAUAAAGCUACAGGACCUGGAUGAGAGGCUGAUCAAUGUAGUGGACCUACAGUUCCUCCAUGGGUACUUCGACCCCACCCUCCUCAUCCUGUAUGAACCUCUACAGACAUGGCCUGGGAGAGUGGCAGUGCGUCAGGACACCUGCUGUAUCGUUGCCGUCUCUCUGAACAUCGCCCAGAGGGUUCAUCCAAUCAUCUGGUCCGUGGGCAACCUGCCCUUUGACUGUAAGCAGGCGGUCGCCGUCCCAAAGCCCAUAGGUGGAGUGUUGGUGUUUGCGGUGAACUCCCUCCUGUACCUGAACCAAAGUGUCCCCCCAUACGGAGUCUCCCUCAACAGCAUAUCUGACCAGAGCACAUCCUUUCCACUCAGAAUACAGGAAGGAGUGAGGAUCGCCUUAGACUGCGCACAGGCUUCCCUCAUCUCCUACGACAGACUGGUCAUAUCUCUCAAAGGAGGGGAACUUUAUGUCCUGACCCUGCUGAUAGACGGGAUGAGGAGUGUUCGAGGGUUUCACUUCGACAAGGCUGCAGCCAGCGUCCUCACGUGCUGUAUGUGCAUGCUUAGCCCAGGGUACCUCUUCCUGGGGUCCAGACUGGGCAACUCACUGCUGCUCAAGUACACAGAAAAGGCAUUGGAAGGGGACACAGGCAUACUCGAUACAGCUGACAAAGUUGGGGAAGAACCUCCAACCAAGAAAAAGAAGCCAGAUUCUGACUGGAUGCCCUCAGAUGUUUCCACCAUGGAUGUGGAUGAGAUAGAGGUAUACGGCAGUGAGAAGCAGACAGGAACACACAUCUCUUCUUAUGUCUUCGAGGUCUGUGACAGCAUCAUGAACAUAGGGCCCUGUGGGAGGGUCACUAUGGGGGAGCCUGCUUUCCUGUCAGAAGAGUUUGCUGAUAACCCAGACCCAGACAUAGAGCUGGUGACCACUUGUGGAUAUGGCAAGAAUGGAGCUCUAGCAGUUUUACAGAGAAGUAUCCGGCCCCAGGUGGUGACGACCUUUGACCUGCCAGGUUGCCUGGACAUGUGGACGGUGAUCGGGAUUCCGCCCGAGUCUAAACCACAGGAGGAGGGGGAGAAGGCAGAAAGUGCUGGCUCAGAAGAGAAGCCUGAAGGUGAAAAGGAGGAGACUAAAGAGGAGGGACCUCCUGAUGUGGACCUGACCAACAGUCAUGGCUUCCUUAUACUCAGUAGGGAGGACUCCACCAUGGUUCUUCAGACUGGUAAGGAGAUUAUGGAACUUGAUCACAGUGGAUUCAGCACCCAGGGGCCCACAGUGUAUGCUGGGAAUAUAGGAAACAACAAGUACAUUAUCCAGGUUUCACCAUAUGGAAUCCGACUUCUACAAGGAGUGAAGCAGUUACAGCACCUGCCCUUUGACUCUAAGGGCCCCGCCUUUGUCCUGGCGUCUGUGGCUGACCCCUACGCCCUGGUGAUGAGCGAGGAUGGACAGAUACUCCUGCUCACCCUGGUGAACGACCCGUACGGCAGCGGGCACAGACUGUCCGCCAAGAAGAUAGACAUGGCAGGAAAAUCCCAGGCGAUAACAGUGUGUGCGUAUCGUGACACCAGCGGCCUCUUCACCGUCUCCUCCCCCUCCACUACGACACCCGCUCCAGAGGUGGAGAAGGAUGCAGCAGAACCAGCCGCAGAAGAUGCUGUAGCCAUGGAAACCGGUGUGGACGAUGAGGAUGAAAUGCUGUAUGGGGAGCCAUCUGCUAAGCCAUCUGGACCUGCUGUAGUUAGAGAGGAGGUGAAACCAAGCACCAGCACUGUGCAGGAGCCAGUAGUGAAGGAGGUGGAGCCCACCCACUGGUGUGUCAUCUGUAGGGAGAACGGGUCACUGGAGAUCUACAACCUGCCAGACUUCAGCCUGGUGUACCUGGUGAAAAAUUUCCCCACAGGCAUGAAGCUACUGGUGGACAGUUUCCAGUCUACGUCCUCUGCAAGUACCAGCCAGUCUGACAAGCAGGGUGAUCAGCUGGCCAGUGUGAAGGAGAUCCUCAUGGUGGGUCUGGGGCACAAGGGAUCAAGGCCUCAUCUACUGGCCAGAGUAGAUGAAGACCUCCUGAUAUACGAGGCCUUUCCUUACCAUCUGUCUCCAUCUUACACCAUGCUGAAGAUUAGGUUUAAGAAGGUCCAGCACAACCUGAUCCUACGUGAGCGGAAAGGCGGGAAGACCAAGAAGGCAGGAGACCAGGAGGAGUCAGACGGACAGACUGGCAGCAGGAUCCAACACUUCAGAACCUUCACCGACAUCUCAGGGUACUCUGGGCUGUUUAUCUGCGGCUCCUCUCCCCAUUGGCUGUUCAUGACGUCCCGCGGUGCUCUGCGUAUCCACCCCAUGAGUAUCGACGGAGCUGUUACGUGCUUCUCACCAUUCCACAACGUCAACUGUCCCAAGGGCUUCCUAUACUUCAACAGAGGGGGAGAGUUGAGGAUAUCUGUCCUGCCCACCCACCUGUCAUACGACGCCCCCUGGCCCGUCAGGAAGGUACCGCUGAGAUGCACUCCUCACUUCGUGGCCUACCACAUGGAGUGCAAGGUAUAUGCUGUGGCUGCCAGCACUUUUGAGAUGUGCAACCGGAUCCCCAGGAUGGCAGGGGACGAGAAGGAGUAUGAUGCAGUAGAGAAAGAUGAUAGAUACAUCUACCCCAUGUUGGACAAGUUCAACAUACAGCUCAUGUCACCAGUCAGCUGGGAGAUCAUUCCCAAUACAAGACAUGAGUUUGAGGAAUGGGAGCACAUCAGUACCAUGAAGAACAUCCCCCUGAAGUCGGAGCAGUAUGUGUCUGGUAUGAAGGGCUACAUCGUGGCAGGGACUGUGUCUGUACAGGGGGAGGAGGUCACGACAAAAGGAAGGAUUGUGAUCCUGGAUGUGAUUGAAGUUGUUCCAGAGCCGGGGCAGCCUCUCACCAAGAACAAAAUCAAGGAGCUGUAUGGUAAGGAACAGAAGGGACCAGUGUCUGCCCUGUGUGGAUGUAAUGGGUACCUGCUCAGUGCCAUUGGACAGAAGAUUUUCCUGUGGGAGUUCCGUAACAACGACCUGAUCGGGGUGGCCUUCAUCGACACUCAGGUGUACAUCCACACCGCCAUCUCCAUCAAGAACUACGUCAUCCUAGCUGAUGUCUUCAAGAGCAUCUCACUCCUCAGAUAUCAGUCUGAAUCAAAGACUCUGUCACUGGUCAGUAGGGAUAUGAGACCCCUGGAAACCUACUGUGUGGAGUUUUUUGUGGACAAUGCUCAGAUUGGGUUCCUUGUUUCUGAUGCCCAGAAGAACUUCCUUCUGUACAGUUACCAGCCAGAAGCCAGAGAAAGUUAUGGUGGUCAGCGAUUGGUCAGGAGAGCAGAUUUCAACGUCGGCAGCCAUGUCAACACAUUUUUCCGUGUCCGCUGUAAGAUAAUGGACCCCAGCGGAGAGAGGAGGAGGGACGCUGACACUGUCGCUAAGCGACAUGUCACCAUGUUUGCAACCCUGGAUGGUGGCCUGGGAGCCCUCCUCCCCAUGGCUGAGAAGACCUACAGGAGACUGCUGAUGUUACAGAACACCCUCAUGACACACAUGCCCUUCCCUGCAGGGCUCAACCCCAAGGCUUUCAGAAUGCUGAAGCACAACCACAGAUCAUUGAUCAACGCAUGUCGGAACAUCCUGGACGGGGAGCUGCUCUGGAAGUUCCUGCACCUCAGUGUGGUGGAGAGGAGUGAGCUGGCCAGGAAGAUUGGCACUUCUCCUGAAACUAUCACAGAGGACCUGAUGGACAUUGACAGGCUGUCAGCACACUUCUGAUCCGACAUGGAGAGCACACGUACCUGUGGCUGUACUACAGAAACCUGGGAGUCAACUAUAUAUUACUACAUGUAGUACUACUAGUGUUGAUGCAAGUGUUGAAAGGAUCUCAAGCCAGUCCCAAUUUAUUCUGUAUCUGCAUGGAUAUUAGGCUAUACAGGAGACACAGUUCCCAGAUUAGAACUGUAAAGUAUGCUGGUUUAAAAGUGGACCAGAAGACUUGAUGUAUUCAACUCUAUCUGAAAAGCUACCAUAUACAUACCAUUAGUUUGUCAAGAAAUGCAGUGAAGGAAAAAUAGUUGAACUACUUGACGGUCUUAAACUUUACAGUAUUAAUCCCUUGACACAUGUACAUAAUCUACUACAUACUGGGAGAUAUAACUGGAUGUGUUGAAAAAAAAAACUCUAUUAACCAGAAUGUCAAAAUACACUUGUCUUUACUGGGUCACUUUUCCAUUGUGCUGUAGAUGUUACUGUUAUGUGGCCGAUGGUACAGUAUCAAUCAGUAUACUUAGUAGUUACCACGCUAUGUGGAGCAAGACAACCAUGUUGUCAGUGCUGGUAGUUGAUAAAGUGAAUCAAUAUUUGUAACCAAAAGGUAUGUCAGCAAUAAACGACUUUGUACAGUUUGCA
Messenger RNA from Branchiostoma floridae (Florida lancelet), 5142 nucleotides. Its product is annotated as cleavage and polyadenylation specificity factor subunit 1-like. The coding region runs from base 166 to 4509 and encodes 1447 amino acids. The record is from RefSeq and is a predicted model, not a curated record. The transcript has 42 exons. Gene Ontology annotation, cellular component: nucleus; mRNA cleavage and polyadenylation specificity factor complex. Lineage: Eukaryota; Metazoa; Chordata; Leptocardii; Amphioxiformes; Branchiostomatidae. Gene Ontology annotation, molecular function: protein binding; nucleic acid binding.